AUGCAGACACUAUCACUUUUCCUUCUUUCGGCUUCUGCCGUCUCAGCAUACCCAUGGGUAGCUAACCAGCCUGGCGUCGACUCUUCCAUGCUGGGUCGCGCUCGCAAUGUGAAGAGGCAGAACAGCUGUCCCUUCAACGCAAACCACCAACCUGCUGCCCCUUAUGACUCCAAAUACCCGUACACAGGCGCACGAAACGGCGCUCCCGGUACCGGGAAAGGCGGCAUUAAGGUUCCCGCUGAUGGCGAUACUGCACACGCCUUCGUGGCGCCUGCCAAUCACAACUUCCUUGCUCACGAUGGUGUCACAACCUUCAACGAGCUUGUCGACGCUCAGCAGAACAUGUACAAUGUUGGCUGGGAUCUUGCUACGCUCCUUGCCACACUUGGUGUGCUCGCUGAUGGCGACCUCGUCAGCGGCAAGCUUAGCAUUGGUUGUGACGCCACUUCGCGUACCGCUACACUUGGUGGUGUCCUCGGCACCCAGCCAGGAUUGAACGGACACAACAAGUUCGAGGGCGACUCAUCACUCACUCGAAAUGAUUACUUCACCCACAACGGGGACAACUAUUCUUUCAAUGGCACCCUUUUCGCCAGAAUGAAGGAUGUUGCGGACCGCGUGUCCGGUGGUAACUUUGAUCGUAACACCCUCGCCGCGUACCGCAGCCAGCGAUACGACGAGUCCGUCCAGGAGAACGACAACUUCUUCUUUGGGCCUCUUGCUCUCUUGCUGUACGGAGCCUCUUCCUUCCUGUACGAGCUCUUCCCUAGCUAUGGUAACGAGGGUACCCCUGACCUCAAGACGAUCUCCUCCUUUUUCGGUACCACGGCCGACUCCUCAGCUCCAGGAGGUUGGAAGUACACAGCCGAGAGAAUCCCAGACAACUGGUUCAACCGUCGCGCUCCCUACACCAACAACGAUGUCACUAUCGAGAUUCUGUCCCAGUACGUUCAGUACCCCAAGCUCUUCGGUGGAAACGUUGGAAAGAACAACUUCGAUGCUUUGUCUACCCCCUUCGGCAUCAUUCGCGAUGGCAAGCUUCCCGAUGCUGCUACAGCCUCUGAUAUUCUCUGCUUGUUGUACCAGCUCGGUACGCAACCUGUGCCUUCCAGCUUGAGCGUGCUCACUGAUAUUCCUCUCACUCUUCUGAACUUGUCCAUUGGCAAGCUCAACCCGGUCUUCAAGAACGCUGGAUGUGCUCUUCGUCCUGAUCAGACCGCUCCCACCUCCUAA
Messenger RNA from Ascochyta rabiei, 1233 nucleotides. Its product is annotated as Unspecific peroxygenase. Gene Ontology annotation, molecular function: peroxidase activity. NCBI's taxonomy places the organism in Eukaryota, Fungi, Ascomycota, Dothideomycetes, Pleosporales, Didymellaceae. Bases 1 to 1233 code for a protein of 410 amino acids. The record is from RefSeq and is a predicted model, not a curated record. The transcript has 2 exons.